AUGCCGACCAUUCCAAACAUCGACGAAGACAUGGAGGCUCCCGCUGAGGCAGCCGGUGUUCCCCUUGGAUCAGGCCAACCGGAGAUGCCCGAGCAUAGUGAGCGUGAGGGCUGUGAAGGUGGCAGCGAGGAUGAAGGCGACAUCCACUGCGAUCCAGGUUGCUGCCCAAGCUGCGAGCAGAAGUUUGGAGAGCCAGACAAGGAAGGCAGUUGGUAUGAGCUCAAAGAGUACUUCAAGAAGGACGAGCGAGGCGUCGAGGGCGUUGUGGUGCUUGAUGGGCCGAAGAAAGUCCUUCUGGGGCAUCGCCUCUCUGCCUCUAAGACGACGCAAUCAGAGCAUGCAGACAGGGCUUCCAUGGACGCUGUGCAGCAAGAGGAUGCAGAGAAGUUGAAGAUCCAGGACGAGGAGGCUGCAGCCCUAGCUGAUCGUGAAGAGGAAGAAGAGGCUGAACCUGUGGUGGAUGACGAUGAAGAUGAGAAGGGUAGUUCGGAUGAAGACAACUGGGGCGUGCCCAAGGUGCAGGAAAAGCCCAAACCGAAACCAGGUCGGACUGGGGGUGCCCAGAAACGGCAGAGGGAGAAGCAGGAGGAGGAAGCUUCCAAGACUGUUCCCAAGCAGCAGGCUGUUGAGAGCAUGCCUCCACCGAAGAAUCCAGCCAGGGUUCCAACCACUGUCCCGAAGACUCUGGACAAGCUGAUUUCUCAAUCCAACGCCAUGCUCCAGACUUUGAAGCAAGUGAACCCCUUGCUUGUGUGGCAAAGCCAGUCCAAGCUCAAGGACUGCGAUGUCAAGUUGAACAAGGCCGUUCUAUUCAUCGAGGGGCUCAAAGCGGCUGAGCAAACAGAUGCCUGCCAGAGUGUCCUCAAGGAGCUUUGCAAGUGCACCAAGGAUUUGGACAAUUGGACCAACUUGAUCAACAACCUGAAGCCUAGCUCUCUAGAUGAAGUGUCAGAUGUUCUUGACUUCAUGAACUACAUUGCCGAGAACGAGGGCAAGAUUGCGAAACUACUUGGAAAAUAUCCGCCAGAGUGUGUCAAGCUUGCGAUCUGCGAGCUGGGAAGGCUAUAUGCAGAGGCUUCUGUCAUCGCAGCACCAAUGACAGAUGGCUACCGUUCAGCACUUUACCAGUUCAUCUCGAUGGUUGAGCUGCAGCAGUUCAAGUCCUUCAGCAUCCUCUCCUUUGGCAAAAUUUGUGCUGCUGCCAAGACCUUCGACAACAAAGCGUUGGACGAGAGUUUCUUCUUGGAAUUGCAGUUGUCCAUCUUCAACAGUUGGCUGGACAGGUUGCGGACUAUGCCUGAAGAGGCUUCGCAGCCUUUGCUGAGCCACAUCCCAGACGAGUUCAAGCAGAUCCAAGUUGCUGAAGACAAGUACCGUACCAAUUCUCUUCAGUGUGAAGAUGCAGAGGGUGUGGAGUUCCAGAAUGCCUCUGGCCUUGGGUUGCGAGUCCUGAUGGACUUCCAGAAGCUUGCAGUUUGCAGCACGAUGUUGGCUACUUCGGAUUCCACCUCGGCUGAGCACCUGCGCCCAGAGGAGAAGGGGGACAUCAAGAUGGCAAUUUCCCAGAAGCUUUGGGAGAGUGCCACGACUGUCUCAAAGAAUGUGCUCUCAGAGAAAAAGGCAGCGGAAAUUUCAUCAUCAGUGCUGGACAAUGCAAGGAAGCUCAAUGCGUUCCUGGGUUCUUCUGAAUGCACGCCAUCAGACGAAUUCCUUGCGAUGGUCGACGGGUGCAAAGACCUUCUUGACAUUACAGCCACGUUGGCUUCGAAGGAGGGUGGCGUCCCUGAGCUUGGCCAGGCCCUCAACGACUUGAAAGAGACAAUGAAACAGUUUGGGGUUGAUUCCAUGACCAAGCUCGGAGACUGGUUUGCAAAGCAAUGGCUUUUGGUACCAGAAACAACUGGCUUUGAUGCUGUGGAGAAGGAUAACUUCAGGGCCCUCACCUCAUCUUUGAAGAUCCGAGGCCGCGUUUGCACUUCUGUCUUGAAGGAGGAGCCAGAGACGAACUUGCGCAUGCUUUGGACCAUUGAGAAAGUCGAAGCUUUUUUGAACAAUGAUGAUGAAUCUGAACCCUCCUUGCGGGCUGCCUGGAUUUUGGGCAAAGGCAUCCAUGAUGACUUGCGGGUGGCCAAGAUGUCAGUGUUCCAGAAUGGGCAAUGGGCGAGUCCAUGUGUCCGUGCUAGUCAGAGAUUACAGCAACUGGUGACUCAGAAAGGACCGGGCAUUGUGACCAAGAUUCUCCAAGAACAGACGGAAGAGAGCGUGAAGACUGCACAGUGCCUACUGGCAGGCUUGGAGGGCUUGAGCGGCCGCCUUCCUCACAUCAAGUCGAUUUUGGAGGACUUGGGAAACCUUGAUGCCUAUGCCAGCAUGGAGGCCCCAAAAGACUUGGUGCAGGUUUGCAAGGAUGUCUCCGCAAUCGUCAAGGCUGUUGGCUAUGACAUGGAGAUCCUCGAAGCACUCAAGCCGGAUGCGAAGUCAAAGAUUGUGCUGUACUUGGAUCAGGUGAAAAAAGCACUGGACACGAUCAUCGGGGACAUCGAGAAGGAUGCAGCAACAUGGGAAAAGCUGGUCUUGCGUUACAAGCCAGUGCUUAGUGCAGCAGAGAUGUGGCAGCCGGAGAAGAUCGCCGAGCUGUCUUGGAUGUUUGCUGGGGAUGCCGCAGUAGACAAGGAGACCAAGGAGCUCAACGUCGUGAGUGCGCAGGUUGUCUCGACAAUGAUGGCAAUGGAAGUGGUGAUCAAUCCUGACAAGUACCCUGACAAGCUGGCAUCUUCCAGACAAGUUUGCAGCUUCAUCAGCAGGAAGCUUGGAUUGAGCAAGCACGACCUGACUCCGCUCCUCAUGGCCAAAUUUGAUGACUUGGUUGCUGCUGCUCCGUCUGAAGUGCCACAGAAUGCUGAUUCAGCAAAGCAGAAGCGCAGGCGUCAAAGUGAAGCGCCAGAUCCAAAGGUUUCGGAGGGCCCUCAAAAGCGCGUAGAUCUUUGCUUGCAGCCUGUUGGCAUUCCAGCAGGUGACUUCCGCUUGGAGCUUGCCAGCAUCAAGGGCCUCAAGCCAUAUCGCACACCCGAUGGCCGAGGGCGCAUGGACCUGGAGGACGAGGUUCAGGUGCAGAAGCGCCUGCGACAAGAAGCAGAAGAUUCGUUGGCGGAGGUGGAGCGCCGCCUGGGGUCCAUCGAAGUGGAGCAGAAGAAGAUCUGCCGCGGGACCUGGACGAACGGCCUGGUGGAAACAGACCGUGCCAAACAACGAGCUGAGAACCUGCAGCUCAGGGAGGAGAUCCUGGACUUAACAGCCAAGCUCGAAGUGGAACGUUAUCGGGUCCGCAAACUCGAAGGUGGGACAGCGGCCGCGGCCAGCUCAGCUCACACGGUCGAAGCACGCGGUUUGGGCUCGCACGAGGCGUCCGGACUCAGUCCGACAGCGGGUCCCGAGUCGAAGCGAUUGAGACUUCAUGCGGAGGCGACACCGGCCCGAGAGCAGUCGGAUCUCAUGGCGCUGAGGACGCUCCUAAGUACCACCAUGCGGGAGCGAGAUGAGGCGCUCGAGAAGGCACUGCGCUUGCAGCGAGUGAAUCGCUCGGUGGAGGAGCUUCACCAACUGCUGGAGAAGGCCAUGCAAGACCGAGAACGGGUCAACCUCAUCUACAAAGAAAUUCAGAAGAACCCCCAUCUCCAGGGCCCAGCUGGAGCGCCGUCGACGGGGCUCUCCAGUGUUUUGGCGGUGGCGGAGAUGGAAGGAGAUCGGUUGGGGGAAGAGAGCGAUCCGAAGCCCGGGCCAGAUCCAGCCACUGAACACCUACCCCCCAAAAUGGACAAGACCAGAAGCCCUCCAGCUGCCUCCGGCCCUCCCCGGCGUGCUUACCCGCCCUGGGUGGCGCCGUGCCCAGCACCUGGACCUGCAGCUCCUGCAGGUCCCGCCUUGGGCGGGCCCAGGCUCCAAGCACCGGGCUCACCGGUGGAACCAUUGGGCCGAGCGCAGCCGGGCCCAGCUGCACGAGCACCCCCUCGAUCCGAGCCACAUGAGCCAAGGCGUCCAGAAGCACCGGGCCGGGCACCAGAACGCCCGACCCCGCUGCGCACUGAAAAGCCACCAGAGUGCAAUUUGCCUGGGCCAGGAGCUCUUGAGAUGAGGGCAGAGGUGCAAAUAUCCCAAGAGCCGACACUCCACGCGGUCACGGCAUCCGUUCACGGCGUCCCACGUCCGACGGAAGAGUUGCCCACUGGGCCCGCUGUGCUCUCCAACUCUGUGGGCGGUAUGCCGGCUAGAAGUCGACAGCUCGCGGGCAUGUGUGAGCCGAAUUCGGAGGAGAAGGUCUAUCAGGUGUCGGACCUCUUGCGGAUGCGCAUGGUCAUGGCUGCUGCAACUUGGAACGUCCGGGAAGAUCCUGCCGCGGAGGAGGAGCACCCGGGCAUCCAGGUGCGCGAGGUGUCCGACGUGCUGCCGCGGCGCAGUCAGCGGAAGACGGAGAAGAGGAAGAAAUCCAAGGCCUCUGACACGCCGGAGGUCCAUUGUCCCAGUGUGCAGAGCUGGAAGGUGCAGCUGCGGCGGGCGGCCUUGGCCAAGCAACACUUGGAGUCCUCCAAGUCCGGGGCAUGGCACAUCGCCAAGGUCCAGGACCUGAAAUCCAUCAACUUCCUCCUUGAUCACAUGAAGCAGGCAGUGGAGGAACACCUCCAACGGCAGGCUGCAAGAGUCAUCCUGCGUCGAUAUCGCCACUACAAGCAUCGACUGAAGCAACGCCUCCGGGAGGCCGAGAAGCAAGAACGACAAAAGCCUCAGACUGAAGCGUUGAGAGAGGAGAUGAGGAAGUUGUCUGAAGAGCGCCGGAAGCAACAAGAGCAGCUGGAGGAGCAGCGUGCGGCGCGCGCCACUGCGGAAGCCCUGCGCGAGACGCUGGUCGAGCACAGCAAGGUUGAGGUGAUGCCCUUUGCAACGACGGGAGCUUCAGCUUUGGGAGCCACAUCAACAUCAUCUCAAGUCCUUGAUGGAGAAGAUGAGGAUGCUGACUCAGUGGGCAGUUCCUUCCAUGAGAGCUCCAUGGUGGAAGAGGUGGACGGUAAAAGCUUGCUCCAGCAGAGGCCGCCGGUCGAUGGCGCCACGGGAGCCGAGGGAGCUGAGAAAAGGCUCACAAAGGAGACCUUGGAAGCGAAAGAAGAAGGCCAAAAGAUCUUGGAGCUGGUCCACACCGAAGAUUUUGCCCUGGAACGCUUCUUCAACCAGCUGGACACCACACCAACCUGCGCGUUGCCGGCUGCGUGCGCGUUGCCGGAGUUACCCGCACCGCGGCCCGAGUGCCCGCGCAGCACCAACGCAAAUGACCUGGAGGCAGAGAGUCAAACGUCGGAUGGGAGAGAUGCCGACACAUCCGAAUCGAAGAGGUCCUUAAGGGAGCAGAUGCGGGCCUUAGCAGAGCAGAGACAAGCAGAGAUGGCCAAGCAACAAAGGGCCGAUGCCCUGAGGCGGCUUCGACGGAAGGUGGGCCCCAAACCCUCCGAGGAAACGCUCUCGGGUCUACUGAGCCGAUGCCAAGGUGAUGUGAGCCGAGCGGCCAGUGCGUUCUUCAACGGCUAUGUCUAUGCCUAG
This is a messenger RNA of Durusdinium trenchii, 5586 nucleotides long. The record is from the annotation of a GenBank genome assembly. NCBI's taxonomy places the organism in Eukaryota, Dinophyceae, Suessiales, Symbiodiniaceae.